ACUAAGGUGGCAGCACCUAAAACAUGCGUGUUUCGACUGGGCAUGUAAACUAUACAAUUUAAAAGUUUUCAUGUACAGUUUUUUAUAAUUUAUAAAAAAUUGACAAAUGAAACGAAAAUUGAAACGCUAUUUCCAUUAUUCGGAUCGCCAAAUGAGUUAGAACUAACAGAUGACUGCUAAACGUGCAGCCAAACGAUGAAUUAUUUAAAUAAUUCAACAAGCAGUGGAGUGACUGGUGAUUCUGGCCUUCAAUUGAACAAUGUUGAAGUGUUAUAUUCAAAAGUGCAAAGAGUUUACCUUAAACCACAGCAUAAAGAGGAACGUCAACGCGAGCUUAGGGUUAAUGUGGAAAUACAUGCAGGUCUCAGUCCAGUGUGUCGCAAGAGUUUAUGUGUCUUAUUGGCAGAUGACGAUGAUCCAUGUUUUCUUUAUUCAUUGUUUAUCUCAGAAGAUGAUUUUAAAGUUUUAAAAUCUCAACAGGGAUUAUUGGUAGAUUUUGAUAACUUUGCAACUCAAUUAAUACAUCUAUUAGAACAAUGUCAAAUAUUACCAUCAAACUUAUCGAAAACACCACCAAAGUUUUUGUUAUUAUUAGCUGAAGAAAGUGGAGAAUGGAUAUUUAAACUAGUUGAAACAAAUAAUUUUAAGCACUUGUGUCAUUUAAGUUUAAAUAUAUCACCAGCAUGUGAUUCUGAUUUAAAAACUCAUAUGGCCAUGAAAAUUAAACAUCUGAAAGAAAAUAUUCAACAACAGAAUAGAGUGGCAGUUACAUUGGAAACAAGAUUAAAUGAAUUAUCAAAUCAAGUAGAAACAAAAACAAGAGAAUUAGAACAGUUAGAACAAAAGUAUAGAACAGAAAAGAACCAAAUACAAAUAUCUUCUUCUGAACAAAUAAGUUUAGAGAAAGACAGAUUCUCUAAGGCUCAAUUAGAGUGGCAAUGUCAAAGUGAAAAAGAAAAAUUAGAAAUAGAACGUAGACAUACAGAAAUGGUAAAACAGCUUCAUACUGAACUUGCUGAAUUACGUACCCAAAAUUUAACAUACAAAGACAAGCUAUCUCUUCUUGAAGCAACAAAUAUAGAACAAAUUAGACAAUUACAAAAUCUUGAGAAAGAACUUAAUGUUGCUCAAAGAGAUUUAAAUUUAUUGAAGAAACAAAAUUCUAAAUUGGAUACAGAUUAUCAUGAAAGAGAUAAAAUGGUAAAUAGUUUAAAGACUAAAGUUGCUGUACUGGAGCAAGAACUGAAAGAUAAAGGUAUACUUAUUAGUAAACAUACGGAAAUGUUAAAAACAGCAAAAGAACAAAAACAACAUCUUGAAGAUCUUUUGGCCGAAAAAGAUGGUCAGUUGCAACGUAAACAAAAUUCGUUGAGAAAUUUAAGUGAUGAGCUGGUUAAGGCUAAUGAAAUAUUAACGAAGCUACAAAACGAACUUGCUUCAACUAAAUCAAAAUUAAAAUUAAGAACUAGUAUAGCUCUUGAACAAGAAAGGUUGUUAGAUACUAAACAAAAAGAAGUUGGUCAAUUAGAAAGUAAAAUGGAAAGUUUAAUAAAAGAAACGAAAGAUGCAAAAACUGAAGCCGAGAAUUUGAAAGAACAGCUUAAAAUGCAACAAAAUCAAUUGGAAGAGAAAGAAAAGAUAAUAAAAAAUAAUGACAAUGUAAUUAGUUGGUUGAAUCGACGAUUAGCAGACAAUCAAUCUCCGUUACAAAGUGUAAAUGCGGCAGCAGUAACCGUACCUUCUUCAAUUCAGUUAACAUUACCUAGAACGAAUAAGUUAAUCUCUACUAAGUAUGAAACACGUACACCAGUGCCUAGUACAGUGCAACCAAAUACAUUUUCUGGAUUCAGGAAUCCAGUUGUACAAAAUCCAAACAUUAAUCAAACUACACGAAUGGCAGCAAGAUCAAUGGGUGUUGGUAUUACGGAUAGCACGGGUGGAUUCGCCAAGGUUUUUUUAAUGACUGACGUUAGCAAUGGAAAUGAAUAUGCAUGCAAGAUCAUUCGAAAAAAUCGGAUGCAGAAGAUUCACAUGCAAAAGAUCGCUCGUGAGAUAAUGAUUCACAAAGAGCUGAACCACGCGAACGUAGUUCAACUCCAUCACUACUUUGAGGAUAACCUUAACGUGUAUAUGCUUCUGGAAGCCUGUCCUCGAAAGAGUUUGAUGCACGUGUUGAAGUACCGUGGCAAAGUCACAGAACCGGAAGCACGGUAUUACAUGAGACAAAUGGUGACCGGCGUUGCGUACAUCCACUCCCAGAAAGUUGUUCAUCGGGAUUUGAAGCCAGGUAACAUGUUCCUAUCGGAUCGUAUGAUCGUGAAAAUUGGAGACUUCGGGCUGGCAACGAGGCUCGAUGGACAAUGUAGACGAGUGACAAUAUGCGGGACACCGAAUUACAUUGCACCGGAAGUGUUGUAUAAACAAGCGUACAGUUACGAAGCGGAUGUUUGGGCGCUUGGGUGCAUACUUUACGCCCUGCUGGUAGGGCAACCACCUUUCGACACUGCGACAUUGAAGGAAAUUUACGCAAGGAUAUGUAAUAAUAAUUAUCGAGAGGUUGACGACACGAUAGCAAGUCGAAGUGGACAGGAUCUCAUUAAAUGGCUACUUCAACCGAAUCCAGAGCUCAGACCAUCCUUGGAAAGGGUUAAGGAACAUGCUUAUCUCACCAAGGAAUACGUACCGACUUCCUUACCCCGUAUCUCUUGCUUCCAAAUGCCACCCACGUCUAUUAUCGACCCCAUGUCGUCGCCCUCUGCUAACUCUACCACUUCUAGGAAUCAAAAACUAAAUAAAAUUCAGGUUCAUACAACGCAACAAAUCCCGCAACAACCAUCGCAACCGCAGUCACAACCACUGCAACAGCAGCACCAAAUCAACCGAUCUCAGAAAAUUUUACGAAAAGAAUCGAAAGUUAUCAGUUGGUUAGCCAGAAAACUUCCAAAAGUCCCGAAAUUCCGGCAAAGAUUAAGCAGCGUUCUUUGUCCUGAUCACAAGAAAAUGGGAUACAUGGCACAAAGUAUGCAAAUGCAUCAAGCAUUAGAAACUUGCAUUACAGAGAUCAAGUGUAAGAAUAAAUUAACUAAUCAUCCACCAGUAAAAGACAUUGUACCUCUGUUCAUUACCAAGUGGAUUGAUUACUCGAACAAAUACGGCCUAGGUUUUCAACUUUCUGAUAAAUCUGUUGGCGUUCUCUUCAAUGAUAACACGAAAAUUAGUUACACACAUGAUAGAAGAAGGGUGGAGUAUGUGACAACUGAUGACGAAGUAACAAGAUAUCAUAGAGAAGAAGACAUCCCAGUUGUUCUGCAAGAGAAACUUGAAUUGCUACAGCAUUUUACUCAGUAUAUGGAUAAAUUCAUGACUGAAGGUGGAGAGAUUAAGAAACACCGAGCUGUGACAAAACAGUCGAAGAAUGCUUGCGUGCCGCGAAUGAGGAGAUGGUUAAGAACUGAUAAAACCAUCGUAAUGGAACUAACAGUACCUCUUUUGCAAGUGAAUUUCUUCGAGGAUCACACGAAAUUGGUUGUCUCUCAGGAAUCUCCCCGUAGAGGAUAUAUAAUAACGUAUAUAGACACUAGUAGACGCACAUCUUCUUACUGGUUAAACGACAUACGGGAUUUUGGUUGUACCGCCGAUCUCUAUGAUCGUUUGUAUUACGUUUACAAAGUAUCCAAAGAAUUUGCCGAAAUGCAUAGCAAUACAAUCGCUUGACCGUCAAAGAUACGUCGAAAAAUGCGUUGUACAUUGAAAGCUUGAAAUUUUCUUUCUAAGAAUGUCAUGUCUGUUGCGUUAGCUGCACUCGUGUAACUUUAAAGAAAUUUAUUUCUUAUUUUUAUUGGGGAACGUAAAAGGAAUACAUUCAAACCGUUAUUUUCUUUCAAUAAAUUUUCAAAGGUUAAUUUGAAAGCAUUUCGUCUCGAGAUCAUCUGGCAAAAGAACCAUCAGUUUCGCAGACACUUGGCGGUCCCUGGCCCGAACUUGAAGCAUCCAGGGAGACGAACGUACCUCUCCUACGCCUACAAUAUCAAUUAGAUAGUAUAUUUCCGAUCAUGUCUAGCAAAAUUGAUAAGCCACCGAGAGCAUAUUUUAUUUGUUUUUGUAUAAGUGAUAUACCGUGUACAAGAAUUGUAAUAUUUGUGAGGAUUUAGAUAUGGGUUGUCCAAUUUUACGAUCUCUGAAUUGUUAUGGUAAGCAUAACGAUAAUGAAUGUUAAAUAAUGAAGAAUUACACCAAACCGUGUGACAGAAUAGUUAUUUUAAUAUUAAAUUAUAAUAGCAUAACACUAUUUGUGAUAAGUAGCGAAAGAAAAAAUUUGUUAAAAUAAAACACGUGUAAUGCGUUUUAGAAAAAGAAAAAUCAUUUUUACAAUGCCAAACGUUCAUAAUUCAAGUGCCUACUGAGUGCAUGUGCGUGUGUGCAAUAUAAAUUUAGACUGUCAAUCCAUUUAUUGUAGAAAAGCUUGAUUAGUUGAAGGAACACCGGAAAUGUAAUAGAGCCUAAGUUGGAUGACCCUGUGAUGACGUAAAGUAUUUCAAACUGUAUCUGUCGCUCCAUGCUAUUAAUAAUGAAAUCGUAAUGUUAAGUGAACCAGUCGAAUUGACUUCGUCGAAUGACCUGGCGCACAUUAAUUUUUGUUUUAGGAAUUUUCCAUUGUGGGAAAUUGUUUAUUGCUCUAAAUACAGUGAGCUCUAUAAGUAAU
Messenger RNA from Osmia bicornis bicornis, 4702 nucleotides. Its product is annotated as serine/threonine-protein kinase PLK1-like. Gene Ontology annotation, cellular component: spindle pole; nucleus; cytoplasm. The transcript has 11 exons. NCBI's taxonomy places the organism in Eukaryota, Metazoa, Arthropoda, Insecta, Hymenoptera, Megachilidae. Gene Ontology annotation, molecular function: protein serine/threonine kinase activity; ATP binding; protein binding. Gene Ontology annotation, biological process: protein phosphorylation; regulation of cytokinesis; mitotic cell cycle. Bases 196 to 3714 code for a protein of 1172 amino acids. The record is from RefSeq and is a predicted model, not a curated record.